UCCCUGAAUUUCGCAAGUAACGCGCUUCGCACCGCAAGGGAGGAAGUUUAAAAACUUGUACAGGAAGCUUUUUGCAAAGUGAAAGCCCUCCUUCCUCCCUUGACCGAGACGCGCCGCCCAGCAGGGAAACUCCGCGGCUGCUCAGGCGUUUCCGCAUCGCUCCAAAAUGGAAGCUGAAAUUCGGGUCGAGAAGCGAUGAGAAACAAAACCAAAACCUAGACGAGGCGAGAGAUGGGAUUGGCUGGAUCCUCACCCUCGGCCCGGCGUUGCUGGGACUCCCUCGCCGACUCCAGCGGUUCAUUAUCCACGUAACGGCCUGCCUCAUCGCCAGAACGGAAACGUGGCCCCGCAGCCAGUGGUCGUGAUCUCCCGCCAUGACGAGCAGUGGCAGGACCCUGGACGAAUUUGCCGUCUCCGAGGAGGUGCGGGAGUUGGUGACCCAGCAGCGCCCCAGGAUCGAACAGCUCUUUGGGGUGGAGCUGAAUGUCCUGGGGGUCCUGGGGUCGGCACAGAGCCCCAGCGAGGACCUCCAGGGAGAGAGGAAGAUCUGGCUGCAGCUGCAGGGAUGCAGAGAGAAUUUGCAGAGGGCAAAGGAAUACAUCAAAGGUCUCUGUGCGCCGGAGCUGAGUGAAGAGGUUUACUACCCCAAAGACAUGCAGUGCAUAUUUCUGGGAGCCCAGGGGUUGUUCCUAGACUGCCUCACCCAAGGGACAUCUGCCAACCUUACUUUCCUUCACCCUGGCACUCUGUUAGUCUCGGGCUUGGCUGAAUCCUUCGUCAUGGCGCAGAGCCGGAUCCAGGAGUUUGUGGAAAAGCACCAGAAGAACCUCAGGCUGCCCGAGGAACAGGAGACCCAAGUCAAGCGGGCCUUCCUGGAGCUGGUGGAAACCUACAAUGACAAACACGCUAUGGACCUCUUGAUCCUUCCCACCUCGGUCAAGGAGGAGUUGCUCAAUUUGGUGAAGGAGAUUCAGGAAGAAGAUGGGGAGCACGGGCGAAGGAACGGAUGUUGGGCACCAACCCUCGGGCAAGACCAUUUGGUGGGCUGGGAAACUAACAUGGGUGGUGGCGGCAGGCCUCAGUCUCCGAGUAAAAAUACCUUUGGCUUGCCCAUGGGACUCAGUAGAGUCCGAGAACAAAGUAGAACUGGAGACUCUACCAUUGAUUUGACUGCAGGCUUUGCUAGGCCUGAAGCAUCUCCUCACAAGUCCCCACAAGAAGCUACACAACCGCAGUACUCUUUCAGGCCUCGAGAUGUUAGGACUGACUUGCCUGUCGCGGUUGGUAGGCCUCAAGACCAAACUCUACCUCAGGUGUCAAAGGUUGACUUCCCCAGAGGCUUUGGUGAGACUGAAUUCCCCAGUAGGCCUCAGCACGACCUGUCUUGCUUGAAUGGUCCUCAGGGUUGGCCUGAGGUGACAACCCACACGAGGCCAGCACUUCCCAAGAGUUCCCCUAAACCUAUUCCAAAUGCACAGGCUCGGUUUCUUCCUGUUUACGGAGGCCAAGCUGAGUCUUUGCAGGAUCGUCACAAGGGGAAGGAUGUUCUUUGUGCAAGGGACCCGAGCCCUGCCAGCUUGCCUGAGGAAACCAGUGAAGAGGAGCCAUCGUCAGAUGUCCUGUUGUCAUCGUGGACGGAGAAGGAGUUCAAGAUGAGGCUGAACUUCUUUAAAACCAUGGGCUAUGAGGAACGGGUGGUCAAGAAGAUACUCUUAGAGGGUGGGGUACGUGAGGCACCUUCAACUAUCCUGGACAGGGUCCAGAUGGCAGAGGCCUCCCAGAAAGAAGGGGUUGUCCUACCGCAGACGGAGCCUGGGGGAAGAGAGAACUCUCUUUCUCCACCAGAAAAGGACCAGGAUGAAAAUGAGUAUCUCCGGGAACUCAUCAAAGCAGCUGCAGCCAACUGUGGCCACUCGCCAAGCGAGAUCCCCACAGAGAUACAGACAGGAGCCCCAUUGGCAGGUUUGCUGAGGCGGCUCAAUGAGAAGGGGGAACACCAAGAGGAGGCUGAGGGUGCGAUGGGGGCCUCAGCAGCAAAGCUAGAACAUGGAGGACACCUUGGUGCCCGGAGGGCGACCAUCUUGAAUCACAGGGAAUCUUCGCCUCAGAGGCCUCAGGAGAGAGGGGGGAACAGUGGGUCCCCUUUCCACGAGGGCAUCAGUUUGUUGCCAGUCAACCCAGAAGUUGCUGCUUUCUCUCCUUCCCCCAGUGGUCACCUGUUCUCGACGUCCGAUUCUGAGGGGAGCCAGUCGGCAGAAAGCACCAGCUUAGGGCUCCCCCACCAAGGCUCUGUUCCUACAGUAACCGGAGCCCAGCGCUUUGAGGAGGCCCUCCAGUCUGAGUUCAAGCUCAAGUUGGCCAACACGCCAGGGAAGAAGAACCUACGGAUGAUCAUUAUUGAUGGCAGCAAUGUGGCCAUGAUGCACGGUCUGAACCAGUUCUUCUCAUGCCGGGGCAUCGCUCUGGCAGUACAAUAUUUCUGGGACCGUGGGCACCGGGAAGUGACCGUCUUAGUACCUGCACAUCGGAUGGAAGAAGACUCCAAUGUGAGAGAGCAGCACUUUUUGAUUGAGUUACAGAACCUGAGCAUCCUCUCCGUCACGCCAUCACGCAAAAUAGAUGGGAGGGGCAUUGUGCCGUACGAUGACAGGUUCAUGCUCAAACUAGCGGAACAGACCAACGGCGUCAUCGUCACCAACGACCAGUUCCGGGAUCUUGCGAAAGAGUCGAAGAAAUGGAUCAGAAUCAUUAAAGAAAGCCUUCUGCAGUACAUCUUCGUGGGGAAUAUUUUCAUGGUUCCCGAUGACCCCUUGGGACGAGACGGGCCCACCAUUGCAGAAUUCCUGAAGAAAACCCCCAGGAGCAAGGCCCCAAACUGCCACUCCUUCGCCGGCCGGUCCGUGCCUGUGUCUGUCCCCGUGGGCCGUGCCUCGCAGACGGAGGUCCUUCAGCUUCGAGACAGGAAGCCACCUGGAGGGUUGCUCGCAGAUCGAAGGAAGGGCCAUAAACAGAGCUCGCCGGAGAAGGAGCAGCUCCGGCCCAAGGACGACACCGAGCGGCUGAGGAGAGACCUCCUGGAGAUCUUUGUGGGCCAAGACAAGAGGGUUGAUUUUGUGCUCAUGCGGGAGCCCUGCUGCUAUGACCUCAACAAGCUUUCGGAGGCGAUACUGAGCCUCAGUUUCUGAGCCAGAAAACUUUUGUUGUCUCCCAAGGGGGGCUGUGCAUUUAUCCAUGCAUCUGCGUCCAGAAUGAGCUCGCCCUCGCUGGUAUGACUGGUUUUCAGCGCCAGCUGUCUCUCCCUGAGGGAUACAGAAGAACUUUUUGCUACCUAACACCGCGUGGUAGAUCAUUUCCCCUCAGAACUCCCUUAGUACGAAAAUCGCAGAGCCGUUGAUGGUUCUCCUCAUUAGCCAGUAGCAAUAAUUAUCAGUUCAAAAAGCACCUAACAUUAAGGUAACUCAGGGUUUAAGAUGCUGCGUGCCGGGAGGUAGCCAACAGUUGUGCUUACUGGAUGUUGUUGGCAUCAUCCCUGACCAUUAGUUGUGCUGGCUGGGGCUGAUGGGAAUGGGAGUCCAACAACAUUUGGAAGGCACCAUGUCAGCAAGCCCAUACAGCAAGCCCAGCCGAAGCUACACAGAGCAAUACGCCCCACGUCCUUCAACCUUCAUGGUUGGGCAAGUCUUCACUGUGAAUUUAAACUGAUUUAACUGUCAUGGCCUCUUCACACUACCAUGGAAUUGUGGGAAAUGUUCCAUGAGGCGGAUUCCUGACAGGAUUCUCAAGCCUCCACACAAUAUUACAUCGCCCAGGGGUCUGUGGGAUAAAAAAAAUAACAUGGCAGUUGUAUUCAUUCCAGACCAACUUAAGAGACGUUUUCAGGUGUCUUAGGGUUAGUCCUAGGACAGGUCCUUGCAAGGCCCUUGUACACCUUCCAAGUUACGGAAUAAAUCCUAAUAUGACAGGCAAAGGCACAUAUCCAUAAACUGGAACUGUUUUAGAUGAUGUCUUGGGCUGAACGAAAUGCCUUUUUACUGUUUAAAGAAUCUGUCCCAUAAACAUUGUUGAGCACACUUUCUAAA
Messenger RNA from Lacerta agilis (Sand lizard), 4079 nucleotides. Its product is annotated as protein KHNYN-like. Lineage: Eukaryota; Metazoa; Chordata; Lepidosauria; Squamata; Lacertidae. The transcript is spliced from 8 exons. Gene Ontology annotation, molecular function: RNA endonuclease activity; mRNA binding. Bases 375 to 3185 code for a protein of 936 amino acids. Gene Ontology annotation, cellular component: nucleus; cytoplasmic ribonucleoprotein granule. The record is from RefSeq and is a predicted model, not a curated record.